AUGGAUGGGGCUGAGAAGGAUCAAUUUGAGGGAGUGAGCUUCAAGGUGAAGCCUCGAAAGAAGUUGGCGAAGAUUUCUCACUGGAAGAAGUUAUACAAAGAGAAAUGCCUCGGAGAGGAAGCAGCCCAGCUUGGUAAGCGAUAUCGCAAGAAAUGCGCAGGCAAAGGCAAAGGCAAAGGAAAGGGAAUAGGCAAACAGCCAAAGGAGCUUACCCCAGGCCAAGUGGAGCUGCCAGAGGUCCAAGUGGAGCUGCCAGUGGGUCCAGUGGUUCCCAGAGAGCUUUUCCAGAGCCAUCCUGAGGCUGAGGAAGAGAAUGCAGCUGAAAGCAUAGCUGCUGAAGCACCCAGUGCUUCUUCCCCUGCUGCAUGCGUUCCAGUGCCAGCAGAGCAAGAGCCUGCUGAAAUACACAUGGAUCAAGCAGCAGCUGCCAACCUUCAAGAGGAACCUGCAAAUGCCACACUUGAUGCUCAGCCUGCUGAACCCUUGCCUGCUGAGGAACAUUCCGAUGCAGUUGUUCCACUUGGUGAUGGGCAAAGAAGUCGGCAGGCACAAGAAAAAGCAGGAGGUGGUGGUCUGAAGGUGUACUCAACACCUGCAAUCCUUGCAAUGCUGGAGACCAAUUCAUUUUUCAAAAUGCGCCUCGAGCACAAUGACCAUCGGUUUGAGGUGGAGUGCACUACACCGCAUGAGGAUGCAUACAUAGAACCUGUAAACUUUUAA
Molecule: messenger RNA, 720 nt
Organism: Cladocopium goreaui
Lineage: Eukaryota; Dinophyceae; Suessiales; Symbiodiniaceae
Source: the annotation of a GenBank genome assembly